Messenger RNA from Haemonchus placei, 411 nucleotides. The record is from the annotation of a GenBank genome assembly. NCBI's taxonomy places the organism in Eukaryota, Metazoa, Nematoda, Chromadorea, Rhabditida, Trichostrongylidae.
CUACAAUUCAAAGAGUCCUGCUAUUUCUUUGAGCACCAAAAAAUGGACCAAGAGCUGGCAGAGAGAAGAUGUUACAAGCAAGGAGCUACACUAUUCGUUGCCAAUACACUCGAAGAAUGGAACACCGUGCUGAAAAGAUCUACGAUCAAUUUUUGGACAUGGAUUGGUCUGGUUCAGAUGGACGACAUGCCGACGCCCAAAUGGCAGACCAGCGGUGCCAUCCAGCUCUCAAAACUUAAUUGGCUGCUAUCACCAUAUCAAGUUGGAUCAAAUGGAUGGUCCACGUUUUCUCAGUGUGCAGCCCAUUUCAACUCUCAAUUGAAAACCUCAUCGUAUAUGUAUUUCUAUCCUUGUACCUUACAAUUUGCAUCAAUUUGCGAACGAAAUUCCUCUUCAGUGUACCGUUUGUAA